GGGGUCGGUGGCUCCGCCAGCAGAGCGGGGCUUCAGGAUGAGGAUACCCAGAGGAGGACGCCUGUUCCUGGCGACGUGCCUCGGCUCGCUCUUCGUUCUCGUGCUCUACCUUCAGAGCAUCACCAAGCCAGAACCUGGUGUGAAGACUGGCAGCAGACCAGGGAAAAGCAGGAGAAGUCCACUGCAGACGCUCUACAAUGGAGACCAGCAGCUGGAGCUGUUGGCAGCUCAUAGGUCCCUCCAAGGCCGCAGGGAGCUGUUGGAGCAGGCAUGUCUGAGCCACAUGAGGAAGCGCCGGGUGCUUUCGCCAGAGGAUCUCAAACACCUCAUUGUGGAUGAUAAACACAGCCUUAUUUACUGCUACGUACCCAAGGUAGCCUGCACAAAUUGGAAGCGUGUCCUUAUGGUCCUCACUAGUGACGGCCGCUACACUGACCCCCUUGCCAUCCCUGCCAACGAGGCGCACGUAGCUGGUAAGCUCCGCACCCUUUCCGAGUUCUCAGUCCCUGAGAUCAACAAACGCCUUCGCAGCUACCUCAAGUUCAUCUUUGUGCGAGAGCCCUUCGAGCGGCUGGUUUCCGCCUACCGGAACAAGUUCACACGUCGCUACAACACCGCAUUCCACAAGCGGUAUGGAACCAAGAUUAUCCGCCGCCACCGGCUCAACCCGGAGCCCGAAGCACUGGAGAAAGGGAAUAACGUUUCUUUCCACGAGUUUGUCCAGUAUCUCGUGGAUCCUCGGACCCAACGAGAGGAACCUUUCAAUGAGCACUGGGAGCGGGUGCACUCCCUGUGCCACCCCUGUCUGAUCCACUAUGAUGUAGUGGGGAAGUACGAGACUCUGGAGCCAGAUGCUCAGGCUGUGCUCAGGUUGGCUGGAGUGGAGGGGGUACUUAAAUUUCCAACAUCAGGAAAGAGCACCAGGACUGACGGCAACAUGGCAGCACGCUUCUUUAAGCACAUCAGCCCUUUCUACCAGAAGAAACUGUUCAACCUGUAUCGAAUGGACUUCCUGCUCUUCAACUACUCCACACCAGAGUAUCUCAGGACUCGAUGAGGGGCAGAGGAAAGGGAACUGACACCAGUGCCAUGGAUAGAUCGGUUGUGAUAGCUUACCUUUCACAUCCCAUUCUUAAUUGUUAGCUAUAAUCAUUUUGCACUUUUCAGUUGCCAUGGACGGUUUUCAUCCCUGCGUAGGGUGGUCCAUCACAGGCACAGACAUGUCACUACUACUCUCCAACAAAAAAACUGGCUGUGGAGACUGACUUGAUUUCUGGUUUCAGUGAAUGGAUUUUUUGGGAGAAAGUUCCCAGAAUUUCUCAGAAUUUCUUCCUGAGAAGGAAAAAGAUUUGUUUGUGGUGUUUAUCAGAACAGAAUGCAGACGGGUGGUUCCCAAAAAGUGUUUGAAAGUGCAGGUGAUGCAUUGACUUUACACACCUUCACACUUUCUGUCAGGUCAUUAGUGAGAAUUGAGUAUUUAUUCUCUGUUUAUCGGAGUCUCAUUUCUCGCCUAGACCUUGGACGUUUAGGUUUUUGUGUGUUAGAUGUAGCUGUGGAGCUGGUGUGAUGUGCCUUACCAGCCUUCCUGCGGUGCCCACUACAGUAAAGGUUUUCCCAUGGCUUGUUCUUCUGAGCCAUAAAUUAAAAGUCACGCUUCAGAGGAGCAGGUUCUCCUCUUGAGUGGGUAUACAGGUGAAUAUGCUGUCUGUGAAACACAGCAGAUUAUCUCAAAGCGCCUACAGUGUAAUAUCUCUGGAAGGCCUUUAUUUAUGUAUGCCAGAACAUGAAGUAUUUAUUAUGGAAAUGUGUGGAUCCGGGCUCAUGAUUUUGUGAAAAUUAAUUUUAUAUGAAACCAUUUUUUUUCUUUCAGAGGAAAUAUUUACUUGCAUGGAAAGUGACUUGCUGUCUUGGCUUUUGCACAUAAACUGAUGCCAAAUAGAAAUCUUCUCAGCAACUCUAACCUUAUCAUAUCACACUUUUUUUUUUUUUUUGCUGAAAAACGACAUCCAGGGCCUGUCUUAUCCCACUUGUCAGAGCACUCGUUGACACUAUCUUUAAAUUUAUAUCUGAGAGGCAUUUCCAGGGAGACGUGCAGUCACUCGUAAAUCUCAGCAAAAGCUUGUUGCCAUCCCUCCUCUAUCGCUGUCUGUAUUUAGCUCUGGGCAGGUAGGCUGAACAAACAACCACAUAGCUGUGGUCAGGGCUGGGUCCAGCCUAGCGCUGCUCCCAGUCAGAGCUCCCCUUGUUAGGGUGUAGGCAGGCACAUUAGGGGUUAAUCCACCCACAGUCAUCUCCACUGCACUGAACGGCCCUGUUCAGCAAGUGUCAGUGAAUUUAUGCUAAUACUGCAGAGGUUAAUGUAGGAAAAUGUUUAUUAAUGACCUGUAUCACAAAAAUAUCAGGUUGAACUAAUGGAUUCAUAAGUUUUUAAAAAUUUAAAAGGGAACACCAAUUUUACACAUCAGAGUCUGUUUACAGGUGUCGUAUAAAGCCUACCAGCAAAUUUAAAUGUCUGUACUUCAGCACAUUCAGUUUGACAUAAAAUACUAGAUACUACAUGUAAGUGCCAUACAUCAGCUGUGAGUAGGUUUACAUCAACACUGUGUGGGAGAUGCAGCUCUUUUAACACAUAGUACCCAAAGUUGUUCUAAAUCACUAUAUUUAAUAUUUUAUGGGAAAUGCUUUACGGUCAGUGACUACAUGAACUCUGAGACCCACAGACAUCAGCUGGCACUUUGUAUUGUCACAGCAGCAGAGUUCAGCUCUUGUUUGUUUUAAGUAUCUUGUGCGUUUGAUUCUGAAGAGCAUCAUAUAGUCUGCUCUACAGAAGGUGGAAUACAGCUCAGUCAGAUUGUGACUCCACCAGUAACAGACAUUUCACCUCAUCACCCUGAAAAACUCUCUGUUUGCUGUGUUUGUUUAUGACCAUCGUCCUGCUGAAUGAUGAAAUCUCAUCCAAUGAGUUUUGAUUAAUUUGGCUGAAUCCGAGCUCAGGAUGCUGCUGUAGACCUCUAUAUUCAUCUUGUUGCUUCCAUCAGCAGUGAAAUAAUCAAUAAAAUGCCAAUGGGCCAGUUCCAUUGGAGCCAUACAUGACCAAGCCCCAACAGAACCAGCACCGUGUUUGACGGAUGAAGUAAUUGUUUGAUCUGUUUGUUCAUUUUAACAGAGGUUGGUUUUUGUUUCACCAGUUCAUACAGAACUCUACCUUUGAUACCUCUGACAGGUUAUUGUUUUUGAGCCUCGUUAUCAUCUUCAUCACUUGGGUGGUCGUCUCUUUGCCCCUCAUACUGACAGACAGCUCCACCUCAGUUAAGCUCUCAGUCAACUCUGAGCUGAACCUUUGCAAUCUGGGCUCUAUGUGUUAAAUGUUAUAUUUCACAUUUCUUUCUAUACUGAUGUGAACCUACUCAGUUAAACCUGAGACAUGGCAUGCUAAUGUAGUAUCCUUUACUAGUAUUUUAUUUCAAAUUGCACAGAAGCACAGAGGCUGAAGAACAAUAAAAAUGUGUAACUGUCCAUAUAUUUGCAGUGUGGACUGUAAUGUUUUGUCUCCACAGUGUCUCAUCCCUGAUCUAACCUGGACGAAUUGGAAGCAUUUAGUGCUGGGAUUAAUGUGGAUCUGCCAUGUCUUUGUUUAGCUAAUUCUUCCUGAGAACAACAAGAAUUCACCACAAAACAACAGAAGUCAACAUUUCCAUUAAAGUAGACAUGUCCCACAGUGAGGAUGUUAGUGACAGUUGUCCUCAAACAGUAUACGCAUGUCAAGACAAGUUGGCGCUGAACUUACAGCUUAGUGUCUUUAUUUUUCAGAUUUCUUUUAUAAAAUAUUUCAUUUUGGUCCAACAGGUCUGAACAGGCCCACUCUGGGAACGUUGUGUUUUUCUUGCUGUAGUCAUGCUUCGAAAGGUGCAAUAUCUGUGUGUGUGUGUGAGCCAUGUGUUGCUGCCUUUUUCAUUAGUGACUUCCUCUUUUAUUCAGUCCUUAAAUUUUGUGCCAUCGUGCUUAUGCCACAUUUUAUUUUUCUGUUUGGCUAUGAUUGCAUGAUUGCCAUGGAUUACAGGGUUUUCAUUUGUAAUGUUCUCCUUUGUAGGAGUGUGUGAUUUAAGCCAUAAUUUGCAAGAAGCUGUGACUUGCCAAAACCCAAUCACACCCUUAAUUUUUUUUUUUUGUCCUUCCUUCUGGCUCCAUGACAUGCUGCAGAAAAUAUAUGUUUUACCUUUUAAUUUCCUUUUUUUCCCUGGAAAAUACAGAAUACAAAUAACAAGUAGCAAGUAGAGGGAUUACACAUACUGUGUUUCCACCUCAGAUACCCAGACGCUGCUGUGCAUGAGCACAGCUAGUCAGACACGUUUAGCUUAUUUUCAAUAGAAAUGUUCCUUUAGUCGGACCAGUGACUCGGUGAGUCACAGUGAAGAGACGGUGAACAGAGCACAGUCUGAGAGAUUCUCAUGCACCAGUUGAUUUGUGCCACAAAACUGUGAAUGUGAUAACUGAAGUGCACUUGCUGAUGUGAUGAUUGACUGGCUGGUUACCUUGAAGUUUCAACAAAUACAUUCCCUU
This is a messenger RNA of Toxotes jaculatrix (banded archerfish), 4560 nucleotides long. RefSeq names its product carbohydrate sulfotransferase 11-like. Gene Ontology annotation, biological process: carbohydrate biosynthetic process; proteoglycan biosynthetic process. Bases 38 to 1057 code for a protein of 339 amino acids. Gene Ontology annotation, cellular component: membrane. The transcript has 4 exons. Gene Ontology annotation, molecular function: sulfotransferase activity. The record is from RefSeq and is a predicted model, not a curated record. NCBI's taxonomy places the organism in Eukaryota, Metazoa, Chordata, Actinopteri, Toxotidae.